Molecule: messenger RNA, 1236 nt
Organism: Solea senegalensis (Senegalese sole)
Lineage: Eukaryota; Metazoa; Chordata; Actinopteri; Pleuronectiformes; Soleidae
Product: cell wall protein DAN4-like
Exons: 6
Coding region: 58-1053 (331 amino acids)
Source: RefSeq, a predicted model, not a curated record
UGAGAGGAAAACGACCAUCAGACGACACACACACACAAACACACCAGAAGGAGUGAAAUGAAGCUGACACUGCUGCUGGUGCUGGUGGCGGCUGUGGCAGUCGUGGUGCCCGGCCUGUCCGAGGCCCGCGUCGUCUCCAGAUGUGAGCUGAAGGAAGAACUUGGGAGGGCGAUCGUUCUGCCCAGACAUUUGAAAAUAGUCAAGGAAAGAAUCCUGGAAAUAUUAAUCUGUGAAGUGAACAGAAGAUCCCGUCUGAACACUGACCUGGUCAGAAUCUUCGGUAAACGCAGAACAACAACAGCCAUGCCAACGACAGAACUGACGACCGUGGAGCCAACGACAGAACCGACGUCCUUGGAGCCAGCGACAGAACCGACAGAACCGACAGAACCGACGACCACGGUGUCAAUGACAGAACCAACGACCACUGAGACAUCAACUCUGGAGCCACUCACUGAAGAAACCACAACCACAGAAAUAACCUCUGCUACAACUCCUCCAGAAUCAGCAACCACUGAACCAACAACUUUAAAAUCAACCCUUGAAAUCACCCGAAUCACUCGUGGCUUCAGACAAAAGCGGCAUGUCAAUUCCGUCAGCAGUGAGUCCAAAUCAUCGGAGAUGACCAGCAGCAUGGAGGAACUGCUGGAAGGUGAAGAAAGUGAGGAGUCAGAUGAAGACGAGGGCUACGAGGCGAGUGACGAGAGCGAGGAUGAGGAAAGCGAUGAGCAGGACAGUGAGGUAUCAGAUGAGGAUGAGGAGAGCAAGGAGAGUGGGACCCGUUCAAAGCGAUCGUAUCGUCAAUGGAGGCCCAGAAAGAGGAGACCACGUCUGUCCAAGGGGUUUUACGGACUCUUCCAGCUGGCAGACAGUACCUUCUGUGAUUCAGGUUACCGUAGGACCAGGAACAAGUGCAGAACAGACUGCCUCGCCUUCACCGAUGAUGACAUAACAGAUGACAUCAAGUGCUUCGUGAAGACCGACGCCUGGUACCGUUUGCUGAGGAGAGCUUCUCACACAUGUCACCGCGUUCCUUCCUUCAACUGCCCAUGAGGAGCCGCUGGUGCUUCCUACCCACGAUGUCUUCAUGACUUCAUGUGUUCAUCUCACAUUCUUCUUCUAGUCUUUCAUCACUGGAGCUGACAAUGAUAAUGAACAUCAAAAUUUCAUCAAAUCAAAAUUUGUUGGUGAUAUUUUCCACUAUAAUCCACAAUAAAGAAAAACAAACCCAUGUUA